Molecule: messenger RNA, 901 nt
Organism: Pelobates cultripes (western spadefoot toad)
Lineage: Eukaryota; Metazoa; Chordata; Amphibia; Anura; Pelobatidae
Source: the annotation of a GenBank genome assembly
AUGGAGGAGGGGACCCUGAAUAAGGGACUCUCCUUCAUUCCCACACCUCAUAUAGAGUGGCACCAAUAUGACGUCAGUUUGUAUAAAUUUUUUCGCCAACUUAAAUUACGUGCAUUUUUUUCAACAGAUCAGCACAAUUCUUGCACAGCAGCAGAAUCUACUGACAACACUGCACAGAUUACACAGGGAGAUCUAUAUGAGGAAGGAAAUAUGGAGACUGUGGGACACUACAUUUCCGAGUCUGGUCCACGCACUGUCCUUUCCCUUGAUACAGGUUUGAAACCUAAAAGCACUUUCACACCACAUAAUAUUAAUACAUCCAUUGAUAUAUUCACCAAUCUUGUGAAAAAAGAUAUAUAUAAACUCAGGAGAAAACAUCAAUAUACACAUGGUUAUCAGAGGAAAAGUAUUAAUUUUACUAAACAAGAUUGGUUGAAUAUCAAUAAUCUGAAGAAAGAUGCAUCCAUUAUUAUCAAACCGGCAGACAAGGGGGGAGCAUUGGUGAUCAUGGAUCAUACAUAUUAUACAAAAGAAAUUGAGACCCAGCUAAUGGAUAAUACUAAUUACCUACUCAUUAGUCAAGACCCUACACACAAUCUGAAACGUACACUAGACAAGCUUAACCAAUGGGCCCUCUCUAAAAAUAUUAUCUCUGAUGGAGAAUAUAAAUAUAUGAACCUUAAAUACCCAAGAAUUCCGGUGUUCUACACCCUCCCAAAAAUACAUAAGAACCCCCUCUUUCCACCAGGUAGACCGAUAGUCAGUGGGACUGGGUCGAUAUUCCAACACCCAACAGAGAUACUGGACAAAUUUUUGAUUAAAUAUGUCCCAUUACAGAGAUCAUAUCUUAAAGAUACGACUACAUUUCUUACACUAUUAGCAGACAUACAGAUUCCACCAG